Molecule: messenger RNA, 978 nt
Organism: Exophiala bonariae
Lineage: Eukaryota; Fungi; Ascomycota; Eurotiomycetes; Chaetothyriales; Herpotrichiellaceae
Exons: 1
Coding region: 1-978 (325 amino acids)
Source: RefSeq, a predicted model, not a curated record
AUGGACGGCAAAGCGCCUGAGAAAGCGUUGGCCAACACAGAUCACCAUUUUCUGAUUGGCGCCAUGGCUUACUGGGAAGCAUGCAUGGCUUUUGUUGUUGACCAGCCAAAGAAUGUGGUGCAAUAUCUAUAUCCUUUCUCUCGGCCAACGGAGAUCACGUAUAUUCACAUGUUUGCUGGCAUCAGCUUACCACUGUUCGUUACACUCGCCAGGGUUGGCAUUUGCGUACGCCAAAACAAAGUGCUGAGGAACAUGGCUGCCUUGGGCUGGAGAGAUAAAGAUGCCUAUCAAUCAUUCGCGUCCGAGGUAUUGCAGGAUGCAGUCGCGCUCGAACAAUGGGCUGUCGAUUACCAUCUCCCUGCUGACGAAACAUUCGAUACUAAAAGUCUGGGUUCGUCCACCUAUCACCAGUUAAAAGCUUUUGCACACAUGUGCAAAUUCUCAAUUCUGCUCGAGCUGCUCCGGAAUUUCCCAAGUCUUUUAGAUUCAGAGGUCGAUCAUGCGAAGCCUUCGCAAACGAAUAAUCUCUCAGUAUCACAAACAACAAGACUUGACCGUUGGUAUUUUGACCUAUCUGGGGCGAUUCUCAAGCACGCGAAAGACAUUCCAGAGGGAUCCACCUGUGGACUAUAUCAAACAAUACUAUUAAUAAUAUGUGGCAGCGUAUUACGACCAUCCAAAGACACGAGGACUAGCUUCCCCAAGGACAUGAGGGCAAACGAAAAACUCGAGGCUCAAGUACUUUCAACGCUUGCACGACAAGACGAACUCGACGAACGUCGUGCCUUUGUACGAAGACGGCUACAGACAAACUGUGCGUCAUUCGGUCUGCGACAAGUCUACUCGCGAGCCGAGCUUUUGCUUGAAGACGUCUGGCGCGAGUUUGAUUCCGGAUCAAACGAGGCUGAUAAUCUGCCGUCAAAUCGUCAUUGGAUCGAUGUGAUGACCGAACUCAAGUUGGAAACAUUCUUCGGUUGA